Bursaphelenchus okinawaensis is the source of this 4655-nucleotide messenger RNA. Lineage: Eukaryota; Metazoa; Nematoda; Chromadorea; Rhabditida; Aphelenchoididae. The record is from the annotation of a GenBank genome assembly.
AUGACGAUGGCUUUUAUGGCCCAGGGACAGGUAGCGGGGUCUGUCAUCCAUUUCGAGGGGCUUGAAUCUCUCUUUAAAGACUUGAAACACCUUGUUUGGGACUUGAAACGCUUUUUUAGUUCGAAUCACUAAAAGAUCGCACUUCAUAAAAGGGCUUGGCUUGGUGGGGCUGCUCGUCCGCUGAUCCGGCCAAUGCAAAUAUGUCUUGACUUGGCCAGGGGCUGCUUCAAGAGCUUACUUUUGGGGUGCAUGUUUUUGCGACGAGACGGCUCAAGAGUGCGCGGGAGUCGCAAAGGACUCGAGGCGGAAUGUUGUGAUCAAGGAGGAACUGAUUUCUCCUUUUCGGAGCCAAUCCUCGUAGCUUCCUCUUCGUCCCCAAAAACUGCUCCCGCCCACCUCCGCCCUUUAUCCGGCUCCGUUUUCGGGAAAACUGAUCUGAUCGUUGGCUAAAGAUGGUCGGGGGCUUUUAUCUUGGCCAGAGAGUGCUUACUCCUUUUGCCUCGGGAAACGGGAUAGCGUCGGGUUUUGAUUUUGGGGCCUUAAUUUCUGUGAUUCUUUGGCUACUGAUUAUUUAAGGAACAAUAUGGAUAUUGUACUUGGGUCUAACAGUUUUUAAAUUAAUAAUUUGUAGACGGUUACUGUAGUUUUUUCUAAUUUAAUUACUCAUCAAUUACUGUGCUUUAGUAAUUGUAAUUUUUUCGUUAUCAAUACUGUAAACUGAUUUGGGUUUUUUUAAUUCUGAAAAAGUUACUCUUUCUCGUGUAGUUUAAAAGCCAAAACGUUUUUUUACUUUGCAUAACUCAUUUAUGACAUUUAGAUGUCAGGAGAGAACUGCUUCAACCUGAACUUCUCCAAUCCUGGCGGGACAGCCCCAUUCCAGUCUCUGCUCCUGUCGCCCAAACAAGAAGUGAGUUGACUAGUUUUGGAUUCUUUAUGUCAAUCGUCAUAUUAUUAGUAAAGAAGACCUCCUGUGACUUAAUAUCCUUCUUAUAUUGAGCUAGUCUUUUCGUAUGUUAUGAGUUAAUAAACCGCGUUCACUGCCUUCGGAUCGUGGAUGUUGUAGAUGGCUGAAUAACAUUUUUGGGGCAUCUCAUAACUCUUAUUUGUCGGAAUUCGGCCUCAUUUCGGAUCAAGGUUAAUUAGAUUUACAUUGGCUUUAUUGUUUCAGUGCUCUUCAGACGAGCUGGCGGCUGCCGAUUCCGACGGUUCCAAGGAGUCUACCCCCACCACCGUUCACAUGAAUACCGAAAGCGUGCCACAGCCCAAUGCCCUGCCCAAUGGCAAGAAAACUAAAGGUAAGAUUGGCUAAACUACAGUAUUUUUUCAAGCAUUUUGAAAAUUUUGAUUAAAAUUUAAGUAAGGGUGUAAGGAUUGAUAUAAUAUAAUGUCUUUCAGGCCGAGUGAAGAUCGAGAUGAAGUACAUUGGCAACAAACUCAGACGCUACACAACUUUCAGCAAACGGAAGACUGGGAUCAUGAAGAAGGCUCACGAGCUGUCGACUCUUACUGGAACUCAAGUUAUGUUACUGGUAGCAUCAGAAACUGGUCACGUCUACGCUUUCUCCACGAAUAAACUGAAGCCCAUCAUUGCCAAUGAACCUGGAAGAUCGUUGAUCCACAGCUGCUUAACUACGCCUGCAGGUAGGCUUAAAGAUAUUUCUAAUACAUAGCACAAUUACUUUUCGUAAUAAUUUUACAUUGUGUAGCUACUAUUAGGUUAUUUUUGAAUUUUGUCACAAAAAAUCACUUUUUGGUCAAAAUGUAGUGAAAAAUUUUAAAAUUCAAAUAACUCUUUAAAACUUUUAAUAAAACCGUAUAGAAACUGGCUUUUAAUACCGCAAAGUCUUUAUUUACAUUGACAGUAACCAUCCAGUAAACAUCCAGAAACCGCGACAACCAAUGGGCGCUCUCCCCCGUUUAUGGUGUUUAUAGCGGUCAUGACCAUUUACAGCGCACUCAUGCGUUCUCCUCUAAUCUCUCCCGCGCUCUUCUGCUCCAUUUUUUGUUUUUUCUGUUACAGCACUAAGUUAAUUAAGAUAUCAACUUAAUUAUACUUACAUAUGACAUAAAGAACAAAACUUUCAAACCUAAAAUAAUUGAUCUUUUUAGCUAACACUCUAAAACAAUGUAAAUAACUUGUCUUUGUUAGAGUUAUUACAAACCUUUUUCAGAUCCCAUCAACGACUGCACAUCUGUAAAAACCGAAUUCACGUUCGAACCGAAUAAUGGAUCUCUGUCAAAUGUGAAUCCGAGAAAGCGAAAAGCUCAAGACAUCACAGAAACGGUGAGUCACGGUCUAAUUAUGGGGAAAGUUAAUGUGCAAGGGAAUGCCCUUUGGUUGAGUUUAUUAAAUGUUGUAGCUACUGUGUGGUAUUUCUAAGUUUGUUUGGACUAGGUAUGGGACAGCAUUGUUUUUAGAACUAUGAAAUUUUAAUUGCGCGGAAGCUGUUUUUUAAAUUCAUGACCGAUAACUUUUCGAAACUCAUGUUUGUUGUCCAAUUACAGUAACGAAACCAGUAUAAUGACCUAGUCAGAUCUGUAUCUGUGCCUCCUCAUUCCCCGUUUUUGCAUUUGUAAUUAACUAUUUUCAAAUCGGACAUUGUCCCCAUCCGGAAACGAUCUGAUUCCUAAAAAAGGCAUCGCAAACUCUUUGUUAACACUUGGCCCUUUAAAGGCGGCGGCUUCUGGUCGUCUUCAUUGUUACACAACGGCCAGAAGUCUUGGCUCCUUUUGGAAUGAUCCUUUGGAUUGAUCCGAGGAUGGCUUUAUGUGGCGGUAAACCGAUCCGACAUCGCGACGCUGCCGAGGUCAUAAACGUCUUUUAUGGCCCGAAAAAGUUUUGUCGUUGUAAAAGGCGUCGGGAUCGAGUCUCAAGAACAGAUGGGCCCAGUUGAUUGAUUGGGACCCGGACUUUUAGGGCGUCGUCUCGCCAUUAUGGCCAGGAAUGUGGCCAUAACAGCCGAGACAGUUGUUCCCCGUCACCUUAAAGAGACGGCCAAACUCUCAUAGAAGAUAUUAAGGAAAGAGAAAAGCGUUUUCAAAAAGAGCAGAGGUUUAAGAAAAAAUAGUUCAAAAGGAAAAAUGAAGUGUUGAAGAAAAGGUCAUGGCCUCUUUGGCUGCUGUGCUUUGGCCAUUGCGCGACUUUUGUUUGCUCCGAGCAACUUCGAAAUUCGGGUCAUAUUCGACUACUUAAAAAGGCAAUACAGCAAACAGUACAAAAUUAGCGAAAAAUUCAGUUGAAGUUCGUUAAAAUCAUCAAAACUAUUUGGACAUAAAAAAUAAUGAAAUGAAGCACAAAACAUAUAAAAAAAUUAACUCUAAUUUAGCAUAAAGCUCAACAAAUCAGAUAAAUCUUAUCAAUAAAACCUGAAAAAUUAAAAGCAAUAUGAAUGUCCUUACCUUUGUUUUUAUAGUUAUCAGCGUCGAUUCCCACAAUGGUGUCAUCAGCCUCUUCAGUAGAACCAUACGUUGACAGUGACAAUGACACAAACGGUUACGGUGAUGAUGAAGAAAUUGACAAGAAUCAGAUUCUGAAGGAAGUUAUGAAGGCAGCGUCUGAACAGAGGCAAAAGCAGAGAAGGAAGGACAACAAAAAACCGGCCGAAAACGCUUUGGCCGCGCUUUUGGCCAACUGUGAUAACAAUAUCAACCAGUUUCUGCCAAUGCUUCUGCAAGGUAAGCUUUGGAACUUUUAAUAUGAAUUGCACUUACUUCUUUUCUCAAUUUGUUACCUUGUAUUUCCAGUUUUCACGAUAGUUGAUCGAAAAAGCAUGAAUUCUUUUAAUUCUGGCUUUUGAAAAUCCAGACUUUAUUUUUGAUUUUACUUACUUUUUGACUGAUUGGCUAAUUACAAAACAACGUCAAAGCUAUUAAUAACUCCUACAACGAAGUAUAAUAACAAGAACGAAAAGACAAUUCAACUUUGACACUUUAUCUUUUGACAUUUCGUCAUUUUGUUAUGUUUUUUGAAAAUUAAUUAUUGAAUUUCAAUUUCGAAAUGCAGUAAGAUGAAGCUUUUGAUAAAAUUUUGCUUUAUCUUCUUGAAAGCUUCAAACACCGCUGGAGUUCCUAAUAUAAGACAAGUAGGUAUAACAAUCUACUAUAAUAUAUUACGAUUGCAAGUUAACUGGGUUACUUGCAGGCCUAACUUCCACCUCUUCCUCCUCCUCCUCUCCUGUUAAUCCAUCCACUUCCACUGAUAACAACAACAGUGACAAACCACUGGAAGCACUCAAUAGCACUUCACACACCGAAAACAAUGGCCAAGUCAUGUUUCAGAUGCCGCAGGGCGUCGUCUACACGAAUACUGAUGGUCAAUUUUUAAAAUUAUUUUUGUUUUUAGUUAACUAUAUUUUAGAAGCUUUUAAGUUUUAUUUUGUUUUCUUCUGACUCCGUUUUCCUAUUAAAGUAGCUUUAAUGAUAUUAUUCAAAUUUUUAUAGUUAUUAUGCACUUUAUAUCAAUAUUAGAUAAACUAAGUAGCAUGAUGUUAACCAUGUGUAUUUCAGCCAAUCUGGAAUCCCACUCUACGGCACCUAGUCCAGGCUCAUCGUCGACAGACAACGACGCGCUACAGCAAUUCUUGAUGGGGUCGAACCUGCUCCAGAAUCUGCUGAACGUCUCCUUCGAAGGCAAAGACAUCAAAAAAGAACUGUGA